AUGGGCAAUCUGCAAUCAAAAAGCAAACUCCCAGACGACGUGCUCAAGGAGCUACAAAGAACAACCAACUUUGACAAGAAGGAGCUGCAGCAAUGGUAUAGGGGCUUCCUCAAAGACUGCCCCUCUGGCACCCUAACGAAGCAGGAAUUCCAAAAGAUCUAUGCGCAGUUCUUCCCCUUCGGCGACCCGAGCACGUUCGCGGACUAUGUCUUCAACGUCUUUGACACCGACAAGUCGGGCACCAUCGACUUCAAGGAGUUCAUCUGCGCACUCAGCGUCACCAGUCGCGGUAAGAUGGAAGACAAGCUGGACUGGGCCUUCCAGCUGUACGACAUCGACGGUGACGGGAAGAUUAGCUACGACGAGAUGUUGAAGAUUGUGGAGGCGAUUUACAAGAUGGUUGGCUCGAUGGUCAAGCUGCCGGAGGACGAAGACACCCCCGAAAAGCGCGUCAAGAAGAUCUUCCGCAUGAUGGAUAAGGACGAGAACGGCAGCCUCGACAUCAACGAGUUUAAAGAAGGCAGCCAGCGGGAUGCUACGAUCGUCUCGGCUCUGUCCCUUUACGACGGUCUUGUCUAA
This is a messenger RNA of Thermochaetoides thermophila DSM 1495, 579 nucleotides long. Its product is annotated as putative calcium ion binding protein. The transcript has 4 exons. The record is from RefSeq and is a predicted model, not a curated record. Lineage: Eukaryota; Fungi; Ascomycota; Sordariomycetes; Sordariales; Chaetomiaceae. Gene Ontology annotation, molecular function: calcium ion binding. Bases 1 to 579 code for a protein of 192 amino acids. Gene Ontology annotation, cellular component: membrane; cytosol; intracellular membrane-bounded organelle.